AUGGCUUCUACCUACGGCGACCUCCGUCACCUUCUCCCGGGCAAUUACAAGCGCCUCGUCACUGCCUGGCUGGAAGAGGACUGUCCCAGCUUCGAUUAUGGCGGCUUCGUGGUGGGGGAGUCUGAAGGCGAGGCUCGUCUGCUGGGCAAGAGCAAGGGUAUCGUAGCAGGUGUCCCCUUCGUCGACGAAGUCUUCUUCCAACUCGGUUGCUCAAUAGCCUGGCACGUCAAAGAAGGUCAACCCAUCACCCCCAUCACCCACUGCGCCACCGUCCGCGGCCCCAUCCGCAAGAUCCUCCUCGGCGAGCGCGUCGCCCUCAACAUCCUCGCCCGUUGCUCCGGCAUUGCAUCCAAGAGCGCCUCGCUCGUCACGGCCCUCCGCGCCCACGGAUGGCCCGGCACCCUGGCCGGUACCCGCAAGACGACCCCGGGCUUUCGUGUCGUUGAGAAAUACGGCAUCCUGGUUGGAGGCGCCGACCCUCACCGCCACGAUCUCAGCUCUAUGACCAUGCUGAAGGAUAAUCAUGUCUGGGCGUGUGCGAACAACCGCGCGGCUGCGGACGGGGGUGCCAGCGACAACGCGGAGCAGCUGUCGUCCAUCACGGCAGCGAUUCCACGGGCCGUGCAAGCUGCCAAGGCAGCCGGGGGGUUCGCCACCAAGGUCGAGGUCGAGUGUCGGGAUCUGGAGGAGGCGGACGCGGCGAUUGGCGCGGGCGCAGAUGUGAUCAUGCUGGAUAACUUCACCCCCGAGGGCGUUUGGGAGGCCGCCAAGAAGCUCAAGCAGGAUUGGGCAGGGAAGGGCCGGUCGUUCCUCGUCGAGGUCAGCGGCGGGUUGAACGAGACGAAUGCCGCUUCGUAUGCGUGCCCCGACGUCGAUAUCAUCUCGACCAGUUCCAUCCACCAGGGGACCGGCAUCGUGGACUUCUCUCUCAAGGUGUCGUUGCGGUGAUUCGGGCCUAGUGCAUGCCUUCUUGACGAAAUGUGUAUGUCUACGUAGAUUGUAUAUCGUUUCCGGCGAGUCCGUAGUUGCCUGACGGCUCCGUCUCUCCACAAAGUAGCAUGGGCACCAAGACUGUUCCAAUACCUGCCUUCUAUGUACAUGGCUCCUAUCCCACCCGGUCCGAUGUAUACUGCACACGCUCAUUUCCCCAUCAGAACCGCCAUAAACAACACGAGUUCGAGACCCAAGUAAGCCAGCAAUACCCACGGGGGUGGGCAAAGAGUGAAUCUUCCGAAAAGAAGACCAGAACAAGACGAGAGAACCGAAGGGUAUCUGAUACAUGCAUGAAUGCGAACAAUGCAACCCAGAGUCUGAUGAUCAGACAGCUGGAUCUG
Molecule: messenger RNA, 1334 nt
Organism: Aspergillus heteromorphus CBS 117.55
Lineage: Eukaryota; Fungi; Ascomycota; Eurotiomycetes; Eurotiales; Aspergillaceae
Product: nicotinate-nucleotide diphosphorylase (carboxylating)
Exons: 3
Coding region: 1-948 (315 amino acids)
Biological process (GO): quinolinate catabolic process; NAD+ biosynthetic process
Cellular component (GO): cytoplasm
Molecular function (GO): nicotinate-nucleotide diphosphorylase (carboxylating) activity
Source: RefSeq, a predicted model, not a curated record